Trematosphaeria pertusa is the source of this 1369-nucleotide messenger RNA. RefSeq lists its product as uncharacterized. The coding region runs from base 1 to 1293 and encodes 430 amino acids. The record is from RefSeq and is a predicted model, not a curated record. NCBI's taxonomy places the organism in Eukaryota, Fungi, Ascomycota, Dothideomycetes, Pleosporales, Trematosphaeriaceae. The transcript is spliced from 2 exons.
AUGCCGCCAACACCAGCCCCACCCACCGCCCUGUCACCAUCCACAACCCUCUACGCCAUCUGCUUCUAUAGUACCGUCCUAAAUAUCCUCUGCCUUGGCCUCUUUGUCACACUCGCCCAAACGAUCGUCUUCUUCCUCCAACUCCUCCUCUUAUGGCUUGGUUGCUGUGGCAGCAGGGACGAGCAUGAAGGCAGAUUUGGCUUUUCCAACGACGAAGAAGGUGGGGAGAAAAGGGCAUAUACAGUGGAUAUGCUAGAUGAAUAUGUGGUUAGGGCGAGGCCAGAAUUGCUUUCCCCUAAUGCGUGGCAUGAUGCCGCGCAGAGACAAGUAGUUGCAGUCGAGCCGCGCGAUUUUACACAGUGCGAUGAGUCGGGCGAAGGCGUAGCCCUACAGAUUGGAGAAAUGGAGCCACUAGUGGCGCGGUUUGGAACCGUACCGAAUUAUGGCAGUGUUGGUUUUUCCAUCAUCAUGUCUACACCAGGGCAAUCUCCGACCGCCGAUACAAAAACCUUCGAACUCCCUCCAACAAACAUGGGCAUCUCCUUCCUGAAGCGCUACUCAACGCAGCUCUUCCAGCCCACAGCCACUAAUCCCAACGGCGACAGUGAGAACGCUCCCCCGAAGCUCCUGAAUCCCAGCACCUUCCCUCUGGACCUCCGUUCUGCUCCACAGCAAUGCCGAGCAAUAUCCGAACCCACACAGCAAGCGCUCAUCCAGCGCCAAAUCGAAGCCGCAGCGCGCGUCCACAGGCUGCGCUCCUCGCUCGGCCUCGUAGCACCGCGGCGAAAGCACUCGAGCAUUGCUUCUACACAACAACGCCCGGAACUAAGCGAAGCGAAGCACAGGCAGAGGGAUAGCGCCGUGGUAUUUGCUUCAGAGCCCGUUCUCCCACCGCUCGGACAAGAUUUCUUGUGGCUUUCCAUGAUGUUUGUUACGAAGCCGCCCCCGAACGUGAAGUGCCGGAUCUGUUUGGGAGCGAUGAACUCGUGGGUAUGGAGGGAGGGUGUGGCUUGGAGAUUACAUGGAUGCGGGCAUUAUGUGCAUGUUACGUGUUUUGAGAGCAUGGAGUGGGUAGAUGGCGAGGGGUUCCCUUUCAGCCGUGCAGAAAAGGAGGGCGGGAAUGAAGAGCUAGGGAGAAAAUGCUGGACUUGCGAGGGCAUGAAGCGAGAAGCGAAUGUGGUUAAGAAAGCAGAGCUGCAGGGGCGCAUUCAGCGCAUGGGGGAGAUGGUAUUCCCCUGGAAGGUGGACUUUCAUCGUGUCGAUGCUGAGCAAGGUAUGACUCCCAAGCUGUAACGUUGAGUUCGUUCCUGCUCGGUUACACACAAUGGAGGCCUCCAGGCUGAGCGUUCCUGACGCCGACACAGAUGCU